Messenger RNA from Paramuricea clavata, 3936 nucleotides. The record is from the annotation of a GenBank genome assembly. Lineage: Eukaryota; Metazoa; Cnidaria; Anthozoa; Malacalcyonacea; Plexauridae.
AUGUUUAGGUGGACCAGUUUGAGACCUGGAAGGGUACUGAGGCUGUUAUCUGACUUUUUUGUUAAAUGGGCUGAGGACGUAUCAUUAGUGGUUUUCGACGUGAGUGACCACGAGAGUGCGGAAGCGUUUGGAGAGGCAGGGUUGGACAAAGGAACACGAACAAGAUUUCUAUUUUGCAAGUUAUUGUUAACACUAGAAGAAUUAUUAAUGGUUAGUUGAUAUGAUAGUCUCUGACGUGGUGGUCUCAUUUGCUCUUGGGAAGCGAAAUACCUGGUAUGGGCUGGUCACGUGACCCGCGGUUUUGCGUAAAAUGGCGUAUUGUUUACUAGGGUCGGGGGAGUGAGUAUAUAUUGUGACAAUUAAUUAGAUCGCUCUAUGAAUAUAAACAAUAACCAUUGAAUCUUCAAAGAAAUCGUGAUUAUUCGUGAAAAGAACUGCAAUUAAAAAUUAAUAUUUAUCGUGGUGUGACUUUCUACUCUACAAUCUAGUGUCGAGUUACAAUUCAAGCAAAUUGGAUCAGAUUUCAACUUAUAGACUUGUCACUGAGAAAGCACGCGUGGACGGCGUGGCAAUAUAAUAAAGCAGUACAAGAAAAUAUAUAUAUCUAGACCGAACAAUGUGGUUAUUCAUUUAUUUAAUUGUUAUGAAAGUAUAUCUAGAUACUCGAACCAAAAGAAUUUAUUUAUUGAUGAGAUGUGGCAUGGAAUUGCAACGAAAUAGCGAGAUCUUUUGAUUUCCGAAAUAUCGCCAAGACGCCAACUGUACCAGAUUGUUGACUAUAAAAGCUUAUAAAACUUCCUGCAUUGGCCCUUGGCAUUGCUGAAACUCAACAAUCAUGGUAUAUGUUAAAGUCUAGCUGUCUGUUGAAAAUCUACAGUAUUAAAAUCAUACAUCAAAGAUAAGUCAAACGACAAUAUACUAUAUUAUGUCUUUCAAUGGGCACUUUAUAGGCCGGUUUACACGACCAGUGUUUUGGGCACGGCACCCCUAAAAAUGGGCACCCGUGCCCAAAAUUUUAGGCACGGCACCUCUGCCUUUUGGUGUGUAAACGUGACAAAAUCGGCACCGGUGCCGCAAAAUUUAAACGUGCCGAGACUUUCUCACGAGGUAAGGCCGGUUUACACGACAAGCGUUUUGGGCACGGCACCCCUGAAAAUGGGCACCCGUGCCCAAAAUUUUAGGCACGGCACCUCUGCCUUUUGGCGUGUAAACGUGACAAAAGUCGGCACCGGUGCCGCAAAAUUUAAACGUGCCGAGACUUUCUCACGAGGUAGUCUCGGCACCUCUAGCAAGGGGUGCCGUGCCCAAAUUUCGAAAAAAUACAAAAUGUGUUCGACAUUGAGCAUGCGCAAAACAAAUUGUCCUCCCGCCAACAUGGCAGCAAGCGGCGAACGUGCCAAAAAUAUUGAAAAACAAAGUGAAAAAACAAGUAUAAGUAAUACAAAAAUACGUAAAAAUCGAGGUGUUGUAUGGCAAGACGAUGCAACAAACUUUUUAAUUGACGUUUGGGGCGAGGAAGUUAUACAACUGCAGUUGGAAAACUGCAAGACGUCAAAACAAACGUCAAAAAUUUACGAAACAAUACUGGUAAGUCAUUUAAAUAUAUUUAAAUAAUACUGUAUUAAAGACGGAAUUUGCGAAAUAUUUACAAAGUUAUUUCAUCGCUUGUAUUUUUAUACUAAUCGGCCAACGGCAAUUCGGCAAUUUGAAAACUGAAUCUUUCCUUUUUUAGAUUCAACUGCAAAAAAAUGGCCAUUGUGAAGGCUUUACAUCCCGGGAUGUUGUCAACAAAGUUAAGAAGUUAAGACAAAAGUAUAAAGUAGAGAAAGACAAAAAACGAAGAUCUGGAAGCGGUAAAGGGAAAGAAUGGAAAUUUUUUUCUAAAUUGGACGCAUUCUUGUCCACUAAGCCAAAUGUUGAACCGUUGCUCGUGGUUGACACCAUGGCAGAAAGUAGCACGAAUGACGAAACUACUCGGCCUGAGGAAACAGACGAUCCGGUCGAAGGUGGGUAAAAUGCUUUCCCCUCUAUGAAAAAGGGUUAUCAUAUAAGUCUUUAUGUAGGGGAUUAAUUUAUUUCUGAUUUUUAAUACUUCUGUCAUUAUCAUUUGGCAGAUAUGAUAAAAAAGUAUGGCGAAAGUCAAUCACAUGUCCAGAAAUGUAACACGUGCGAGUAUGAGCAAGUCAUCAAUUGACCAUUUGCGUAAUAGACUAAAUUUUGAACUAAACAAGUCUAGACAAAAAUUUCAUCACAGCUUGAAGGAGCAUCACAAAAUUAGUAAUAUUUCAAAGUUUCGUUGCAAAAUGUUGUAAAAUGCGGAAAAUAUAGCCUUGCGAAAUUUGCAAUUUUCAGUCAUUUUAGAUUACAAACGGGAAAUUGACAGCCCCAAACCCUUCGAGGCCGUCAAUUUCCAGUUUGUAAUCUAAAAUGACUGAAAAUUGCAAAUUUCGCAAGGCUAUAUUUUCCGCAUUUUACAACAUUUUGCAACGAAACUUUGGAAUAUUACUAAUUUUGUGAUGCUCUUUCAAGCUGUAAUGAAAUUUUUGUUGAGAUCAAAAUUUAGUCUAUUACGCAAAUGGUCAAUUCAUCUGGAGUUCUAAACUUGGAAUCAGGCUCUGUGAGGGUAUAUGCUGACGACGAUGAAUUCUCCUGUCCAAACUGUGAAAACACAGGCACAGCUGUUCCAAAUUGUGAGAGCACAGCAGAUUCGAAUUAUGGAAGUACAGCCGGUUUGGAUGAAAGUAAAUUGUGCAUGCUUUUAUAUUAUUUAACCCAUUGAGUGGCAGCACUCUCUCCCUGACAAGUAAAAUCGUCCGGUGUUAGACAGAGUAACAUAAUAAAGCAUGCAUUUGGGUGCAUUGCCACUUAAUAAAGGGUUAACACUAUAUAAAUAAUAGCUGGGGUUCGUACAAAGGAAUAUAAAGGAUGUUGCAAAGUUUUGGAAGGCAUUUCAAACUCUGGGAAAUCUUUACGGAUCAUGGGAUAUAUCAACUAGUCUCUUCCCAUUAAUUGUUGGUUCAAAUAACUUCCCUCCUUAUUAUAGAGAAUAGCUGUGAAUAAAUUUUAAGGCAUUUAUUCUAAUUUAGAUAAUAAAUCCAAAAAUAACUUUUUUCAUAUAGCAUUGCCAUUGGACAGUGAUGAUGAUGUGCCAGAAAAUGUGCAACCAUUUAGCACUGAUUCUGCAGAGAACAAAAAAAGUGCCAGCUCUGUCAGUGCCAGUGGUAUUAAAAAAAGGAAAAGGAGCAAUAUUGAGAAGUCUUUGGAUGUUGUUUUCCAGAAAUUCCAAGAAAAUACUAAGGAUGACUUUUCAAGGUAGAAAGCCAAAAAAUGGCUGGCCAGGCAAAAUUCCAGUGUGUUGAUUUUGCAAUUAUGAUGCAAAAAUGUAAGAUCAGCCCCGAAGUUUUUGUUGAAUUUGUUUUUCUAAUUCACCCGUGAAAAUGACAAAAUAAACAUAAUUUUCAAUCACAACCCUGUUGUAUGGGGGGGGGGGGGCAGUCAAAUGCAAAUAAUAAUAAAUGAAUAAAUAGUUUUCAUUUAUAAUCAUUACUGUUAUUUAUUAUUGGUCUAGAUAUUUAUAGUAAAUUAAAAUUCAAUCCAUUUCAUAAAAUAAUCUAUAGAUUACAGAAAUGGGAGGAAGAGAAAAUGAGAAAAGAACACAAAUUUCGUAUGGAAGAAAUGGCACUGGAAAACCAGCGAAGGCGGGAAGAUCGGGAGCAUGAAAUGAACCUGCUCCGGUUGUUGGUACAUCCUCAAGGACCGUCACCAUAUCCUAUCAAUCCAAUCUCGAAUCCAAUGCCACACAAUUAUCCAAAUAUCCAUACACCUUUGCCUGCAAAUACAUUGUCAAUGUCAUCAACUAGUGGUAGCUAUGACACUGGCAACACUGAGACAGACAGUAUUGGGUCCAUUGGCAAGAAAACAUACUUUUCGUUGUAG